Messenger RNA from Neurospora tetraspora, 2150 nucleotides. Its product is annotated as origin recognition complex subunit 2-domain-containing protein. The record is from RefSeq and is a predicted model, not a curated record. Lineage: Eukaryota; Fungi; Ascomycota; Sordariomycetes; Sordariales; Sordariaceae. Gene Ontology annotation, biological process: DNA replication. Gene Ontology annotation, cellular component: nuclear origin of replication recognition complex; nucleus. Gene Ontology annotation, molecular function: DNA replication origin binding. The coding region runs from base 104 to 1924 and encodes 606 amino acids. The transcript is spliced from 2 exons.
GACUUCACAACCUGGAAGAAAGUUUCCCGAGACUCAGGUAGAGGUACAAACAUGCCAUAGUACAACCUGAACAACGAAAACCAGAGCCAAUAACACAGAAGAUAUGCCUCCUCGUCGGAAAUCAACAGACCAACACGAAUUAGUCGAACGUCCUUCUCGGAAGCGGCCACUCCCUGCCGACCCCUACGAAGUUCCAGAUGAGGAUGAUGCAAUUCCCUCCGCAAAGCGUCAACGGCGACAAUCACAGGAUGGAGGCACACCUUCGAAACGAAACGCUACCCCACGGAAACAUGUCGAUUUCCUCCAGCGCGACCUAGUCCCCGUGCCAGAAGAGCCCGAGUCACCCACCGAGCAGACACCUAGCAAGAAAAGGAUAGGGCGACCACCGAAGGCCGCAACAGGAGGAACACCAAGUGGCAAGCCGAGCACGCCAUCUGCCCUGCGAAAGAAACAGGUCGACGAGACACCGGUCAAACUUCGAGGACUUAAUGGCGUCGACACACCCAGCAGGCGAGGAAUCGCCGACCGAUCGGCUAGGCGGAAGAGUGCCAGGGCUCUAAUCGAUCGGGUGCUGGAGGGCGCUGUGAGCGACGACGAGGACGAGGAGCAACAAAUCGCACGAGAGAUCUACGAGUCGAGCGAUGAAGAAGAAGACGAAAACGCCCAACAAGAAAACCUCGCCGACCAAGAGGCCGAGUUAGCAGCAACCACUCCAUCCAAAACAGGGAGGGGGAGAGGACGAGGAGGCAGAACCCCUGGCUCAACAACACGACGAAAGAAAUCACCCACACCACCACGAGACCUUCCCCCCCACGAGCAGUACUUCUACCAGAACAAGCCCGGAUCGAACAAGACCUCCAACAACACGCUCUCCUCCCUCGACCUUCUCACACACGAAGAGUACUUCUCCCUCCUCCGCGAAGACGCCCAGAAAGACCCGCACGAAGAACAGAUCCAAGCCCUCCAGUCGCACCACGCCGCCUCCUUCCCCCAAUGGGCCUUUGAGCUCUCCCAAGGCUUCAGCGUCUGCCUCUACGGCUACGGAUCCAAGCGUCGACUCCUCCACCAAUUCGCCGAGUACCUCUUCUCCUCCUCCUCCUCUUCUUCAGAAACCAACACAAAAAACAAUAAAAUAAUCAUGAUAAACGGCCACAUCCGCACCCUCACCAUCCGCGAGAUCCUCACCACCAUCUCGGCCGCCAUCGACCCCACCUUCCGCCUACCCUCGGGUAACCCGCUCGCCAUGAUCCAGAACCUCUUCACCCUCUUGUCAUCAUCAGCCCCAAAAACAAAAAUAACCCUCCUCCUAACCUCCCUCGACUCCCCCCUCUGUCCCACCCUUCGCAAACCCCAAACACAAUCCCUCCUCGCCCACUUAUCUUCUCACCCAUCCAUCUCUCUCGCCUGCACCGUCGACACCCCCGACUUCCGUCUGCUCUGGGACUCCAGCUUACGCUCCUCGUUCAACUUUGCAUUUCACGAUUGCACCACGUUUGCUCCCCACAGCAAAGAACUGGACGUCGUGGACGAGGUGCACGAACUCCUCGGCCGAAUGGGCAAGAGAGCGGGAGGCAAAGAGGGAGUGGCGUUUGUGUUGCGGAGUUUACCCGAGAACGCGAGGAAGUUGUUUGGGUUGAUUGUGGGGGAGGUUUUGGUUGCUUUUGAGGAUGGGCAGAGUGGUGGUGGAGGGGAGUUUGUUGGUGGGGGUGGAGGAGAAGGGCCGGGGGUAGAGUAUAGGAUGCUUUAUAACAAGGCCGUGGAGGAGUUUAUUUGCAGUUCGGAGAUGGCAUUUAGGACGCUGCUAAAGGAAUUCCACGAUCAUCAAAUCAUUACGAGUCAUAAGGACUCGAUAGGGACGGAAUAUUUGAGCUUACCUUUUAGGAAAGAGGAGCUUGAGUCCAUCCUGGAGGAGUUGAUGUCGUAGUCAUUGUUCACGACCAUAUGUCAUGAUAACAUACAAGGUUUUGGAUCGAUACGAAGGGAACACACAUAAGACUAGACUUGAGUCCUUACACCGGGCAGGGCUAUCACCACAUGUGUUUGACUGGAAGCCUACACGUCAUAGGCUAAUAUAUCCAAAGUCAUGGAAUGCUCACCACAUUAGAUAUCACUUACUGAUUAUGUCAAGUUCUCAUGAUACUCAAUUACCG